AUGAUGAAGAGUAGCGGCAAUUCAACAACCUUUACCGUUCAUGACCGUCUGGCAGCAGCCAUUGCUCCUAAUACAAAUUUAAAUGUCUCAACAAAUCCAUCGACUACACCUACCGCUACUUGUUCAAUUACUCUCUCGACAUCAACAUGUCAACAAAUGAUGACAACAAGUACAAAUCUGAUGCCGGCGGGAAGUUUAUCAUCGGCAACAGCAGCAUCAUGUAACAUAGCCGCAUCUACUGGCACCAAUCAACAUCAAGAUCUAGUUAAUCUCUUUGAAUGUCCUGUAUGUUUUGAUUAUGCAUUACCGCCUAUACUUCAAUGUCAAUCAGGACAUAUUGUUUGUUCCCAAUGUCGACAAAAACUAUCAUCAUGUCCAACUUGUCGUGGACCGCUCGGAAACAUUCGAAAUCUAGGCAUGGAAAAAGUGGCCGAUACGAUUCUAUUUCCGUGUAAAUACCAAACAAACGGCUGUUUACUAAGUUUAAUGCACAAACACAAAUUAGAACAUGAAGAUGGUUGUGAUUUUCGUCCGUACAUGUGUCCAUGUCCAGGUGCAUCAUGUAAAUGGCAAGGUAGCUUAGAAAAUGUCAUGCAACACCUUUGGCUUGCACAUAAAUCUAUUACUACGCUACAAGGAGAGGAUAUUGUGUUUUUAGCAACGGAUAUUACUUUACCCGGAGCCGUUGAUUGGGUUAUGAUGCAAUCGUGCUUUGGUCAUCACUUCAUGCUCGUCUUGGAAAAACAAGAGCAACAGUUUUUCGCGAUUGUGCAAUUGAUUGGUACACGACAACAGGCAGAAAAAUUCGUCUAUCGUCUAGAAUUGAGUGGCAACAAACGACGCUUAACAUGGGAAAGUACUCCUAAAUCGAUUCAUGAAGGUAUUCAGCAAGCUAUUCUGCUGAGUGAUUGUCUGGUUUUCGAUGGAGCAACGGCGUUAUUAUUUAGUGAAAAUGGCAAUUUAGCUAUCAAUGUAACUGUGUCUCUCGGUUGA
Messenger RNA from Adineta ricciae, 993 nucleotides. The record is from the annotation of a GenBank genome assembly. Lineage: Eukaryota; Metazoa; Rotifera; Eurotatoria; Adinetida; Adinetidae.